Uranotaenia lowii is the source of this 2769-nucleotide messenger RNA. RefSeq names its product cell cycle control protein 50A (gene CDC50). The transcript is spliced from 6 exons. Bases 168 to 1238 code for a protein of 356 amino acids. Gene Ontology annotation, cellular component: endoplasmic reticulum; Golgi apparatus; plasma membrane. The record is from RefSeq and is a predicted model, not a curated record. Lineage: Eukaryota; Metazoa; Arthropoda; Insecta; Diptera; Culicidae.
UUCAUUCAUUCUUUUACGAUUUUACGGAGAAAAACUUCGUCAUCAGUGCGAGUGAUCCAGGUUUCGGGGGAAUUCCUUUUGGGAUUUUGAAAAACUCUUCAAGAAAGACCAGCUAUCAUCCAGAACAAGUAUUCAGGCGGACACCCUUCUUGGCAGAUAGUUUCACGAUGCCGGACACCGUGGAUGGGGGCGACAUCCCCAAAUCUAAACGACCUUCAGAUUCGGCGUUCAAACAGCAACGACUUCCAGCCUGGCAGCCAGUCCUCACCGCGGGAACCGUCCUUCCGGCAUUCUUUGUCAUCGGGAUAGCGUUCAUUCCUGUCGGAGUGGCCCUUCUAUACUUUUCCAAUGCAAUAACGGAGUUCGUGUACGACUACACCAACUGCGUCCAGGUGGGCAGCUACAAUCGGACCUGUUCCGAUGUGCUCGCCUCCAAGGAAGCGGACGAGUGUAUGUGCUCGGUGAACUUUACGCUGGAGAAGGAUUUCCACGGCAAGGUGUACAUGUACUACGGCCUAACCAACUACUAUCAAAACCAUCGGCGGUACGUGAAAUCGCGAGACGACGACCAGCUGCUGGGACGGCUAUCGUCGAUACCGUCCAGUGAUUGUGCCCCGUUUGCUUACACCGACGACGGCUCUACCCCGAUUGCCCCAUGCGGAGCCAUUGCCAACUCGCUGUUCAGCGAUACGUUCGAGCUGACCUCGGAGAAGCACGGCCCAGUAACGCUGCUACGGACCGAAAUCGCCUGGCCAUCGGAUCGGAAGAUCAAGUUCCGGAAUCCGGAGGGAGAACUGCAGAAGGCGCUGGAAGGAUUCGCCAGACCGCGUGACUGGCGCAAGAAUUUGUGGGAGCUGGACACGGAGAACGCGGAAAAUAAUGGAUUCCAGAACGAGGACCUCAUCGUUUGGAUGCGCACGGCUGCGCUGCCAAGCUUCCGAAAGCUGCACCGUCGGAUCGAUCACAGCAAGAAGUUUUUCGAGGACGGUCUUGGCAAGGGAAACUACACGCUGAAAAUUAACUACGCCUAUUCCGUGAGCGAAUUUGACGGUACCAAAAAGAUUAUCCUGUCGACCACCUCCCUAUUGGGAGGAAAGAACCCUUUCCUCGGAUUUGCCUACAUCAUCGUUGGAAGCGUCUGCCUUUUGCUGGGAAUUGUCCUGCUUGUUAUCCAUAUCAAAUGUAGCAAAAAUACCUCCGGCAUCAACAGUGUCAGCCAGCGGACACCGUACACAUAGGAAUUGCUAUCGUUGAACAGCUAAACUGUGUGUCCCCAACCGUCGUCAGCCUUUGUCGCCUUUGAACUUAGAAUCUAAACUAAUAAGGAACACACCCGGGGACCGGUUUUUUCAAUCUCGGCAAUACCGUUUGUUUUUUUUUUUCGUUAUUUUACGUUGAACCAGCGCUGCUGACAGAGGUAUGUAUUUGUUGUAAGAGAACUAUUUUGCAGCUUCCCUUCCCUUAAUUUCCACUCGUCUCGAAGGACGGAGGAGGAGAAAGUGAUACCAAAAGAAGGAAGAGAUAUCAAGAAGAUUAUCUAUAGAUACAAAGUAAGUAGUUGAAAGCCUAAGUUACUGAGAAAGCUUACGAUUUAUGUUCCCAAUUAAAUUGUGCAUAUAGAGUUUAGUUUCGCGGUUUAUCUUGACUACAGAUGAAUGGUGCUUAUCAAUCAUAUAAAUUUUUAAACAGAAAAACAAACUAUUCACGCAACAGUAUUUUUCACAUGUUCCGUUGAGCCGACCGUAUGCAAUGAAGCCAAUAUUUCGUCUAUUUAAGUGAUAUUACAUUGUUGAGAAUAUUAGAGAGAAACAAAUUGAAAAAACAAGCUGUUCACACUGGAAAAUAAAAUCGAAAGCUAGAUACAUUUUAAAAGAAGAAUAUUGAAAACAUAAAUUAUUGGUGAAAACCAAAGUAACAUCAAGUAAAAAGAAAGAGUUUUUUGCAAGAGAGGCGCUAGAUGUUACAACCAGGCUUCAUUUUGCUCAUCUUGCCCAAAAGGAGACGGUGAACUUUUUCGCUCCUAAUAUUUGUGAGGAGAUUUUAAAUGAGCAUUUCAUCAUCUGCUGCUGAGAGAGCCAAGAGAAAUUUUUUCUCUAACGAAUGAUCACUCUUCUACUGUCAGAGCACUGUUGGUUUGUGACUCUGAAAACACCUCAUCAGCGCUACGUGUGAUCAGUGAAAUGAAUUGCUCAGUGAAGGCAAGGGCAUAGUUUUACUAUUCUCAUCGCUCCUUAGAGAAAAAGAAAUGCAAAUCGCAUAUGAAAUUUGAUCGUUUCACCAACUCACGUGGACAGCUUUAAUGUGGGAUUGAACCGUCCUCUUUCUAUAUGAAAUUAUGGAACAUUGGCCCCAGCAAGUGCUGAAAUAAACCACAACCGAAGCGUCCAUCUCUGUUCGGUCGUUGAUUUCUCAGCCAGUAACUGAGAAGCUGAUGAACAUUUCUCCCUUCGAGAAUGAAAUUGGGUGACUGCGUUUUUGAAAUGCUCUGCAACAAAACGUGGACUGCUUGAUCAGUUUCAAUGUUUCUCUUAGGCGUUUAACAAGCAGAUGAGAAAAAGUGAGCAAAAAUAAAGAGAAUCGAAGAAGCCUGGUUACAACUUAACACUAUCACAUACACACUAGAGAUGUAAUUCGAAAAACGAAACAAUGGAAAUGCACCUUAUCAGAGAUAGAAACAAAAAAAAAACAGAACAUUAACAUUAGAGCGUACCUUACACAAUUAAAAAAUAUAUCGUUGUUGAAUGUGUUUUUAAACCAUAGGAAUUACAA